Brassica oleracea var. oleracea is the source of this 1572-nucleotide messenger RNA. RefSeq lists its product as uncharacterized. The annotation marks the transcript as partial. Lineage: Eukaryota; Viridiplantae; Streptophyta; Magnoliopsida; Brassicales; Brassicaceae. The transcript has 6 exons. The record is from RefSeq and is a predicted model, not a curated record.
AAAGCUUUUCUGCAGUCGCUUCUCAGAGGAAGAUUCUUAAGGAACGAGAGGCCUGCAGAUCAAGAGAGAACUCCAUCAACGGCUUCUAGGGAACUUCUUCAGCUAAGAGAAAGACAGACCGUCUCUGGUUUGAGGGAAGGGUUCCAUAGUGGGAGGGAAAGUAUUGUCCAUGAAAAUAGUAGCGACACUGAUAACAAUAGCACAACUGCUGUAACAAUUGCUGUCACCGCUCGGCAUAUAACCGAUGAUAGUUCAAGAACUUCUUCUAGACAAGGGAAUAACAGUCCCCUCUUGCAUGAUGACUCGGUUAGGUCGGAAAGCAACCUAGCAAAUGAAGAUAGAGAUUGGGAAGAGGAUACCAAUCAAAGAAGGGUUUGGCAGGAAGAUGUCACAGCAGACGAGAGGCUAAAUCUGCAGCAAACAACGUUGACCCAAUCUAGUGAUUGGGGAAAUGGUAACGCAGAUAUAAACCAUGAUGAGACUUCCGUCAGUGACCUACACCGAGAAGCCUCUGGAAUUACAGAUGAUGAAGGUCACACACAAGAAGGUCAUGGUGUUUGGCAUGAGGAUGUCCCUAGACAAUCGAAUGGGAACUGGACUGAGACACGGUCAGAAGCCCCAAGGACUCGCCGUGUAGUACCAUUGAGAAGAUUAAGUAGGUUUCAUCCACCUGAGGAUGACAAUGUUUACAGCAUGGAACUCAGGGAGCUCCUAGGCAGGAGAAGUGUUUCUAAUCUACUACAUAGUGGGUUCCGUGAAAGUCUGGAUCAACUGAUACAAUCAUAUGCUGAAAGGAGAGUUCACACUCAUGAUGACUGGGAUCUGCACGAUAACCUGCAAACAGCAAUCCCAGAUUCUCCAGAGCGUGAUAGAGACCACCAAGUAUUUGUACAGAACGAUAAUCAGCUUAAUGACAUCAAUGGUCCACAAAUGCUUCCCACCCCACCCGUGCCACCACCCCAGCCAAUAUGGCACCACUCUAGCUGGUCUCGCCACUCUAUGCAUCGGUCUGAAAUGGAAUGGGAGGUAAUGAACGACCUAAGAGGAGACGUAGCAAGACUGCAGCAAGGAAUGAGCCAGAUGCAGAGGAUGCUCGAAGCCUGCAUGGAUAUGCAAUUAGAGCUGCAGCGUUCGGUUAGACAAGAAGUCUCUGCAGCCUUAAACCGAUCUGCAGGUGACCAAGGUAUGAGCGCGGAAACAUCAGAAGAUGGAUCAAGAUGGAUCCAUGCAAGGAAAGGGACUUGUUGCGUCUGCUGUGACAACCACAUUGAUGCUCUCUUGUAUAGAUGUGGGCACAUGUGUACUUGCUCACAAUGUGCGAACGAGCUUGUAAGAAACGGAGGGAAAUGUCCGCUUUGUAGAGCACCAAUCAUGGAGGUAAUCAGAGCCUACUCCAUUUUAUAAUUGGAAGGGGAGAAGAAGGUACAUAGAAGGCAUGAAGCAGCAUAAAGGAAAGUCUGAGUGAGAAACAUGUUCGAUUUUGAGGUUUAAGAUUUAUAUGUAUGUAGUUGUAGUUCCUUUCUCAAAUCCAAAUUUGAUGUGUACAGUUCAUAAUUAAACAAAAUUAAAUUA